Molecule: messenger RNA, 3781 nt
Organism: Hemiscyllium ocellatum (epaulette shark)
Lineage: Eukaryota; Metazoa; Chordata; Chondrichthyes; Orectolobiformes; Hemiscylliidae
Product: N-acylethanolamine-hydrolyzing acid amidase-like
Exons: 11
Coding region: 109-1143 (344 amino acids)
Biological process (GO): fatty acid metabolic process
Cellular component (GO): lysosome
Molecular function (GO): fatty acid amide hydrolase activity
Source: RefSeq, a predicted model, not a curated record
UCUAGGAGGAAGGGUUGGACUUCCUGUCUCAAGAGGCUCUGGAUCAAAAUGAAACUUCGCUGUUGCUGAGCCGGAGUUAAUACGAUCUGCUUCCUGUUGCUGUUAAAGAUGCUGUUGUAUUUGCACUUGCUGUUAUUCUGUUUAUUCCCCGUUGACAGGGGGGAUUUCUCUCCUCCGCGUUUCAAUGUGAGCCUGGAGGUGCCCGCUGAGCAGCGCUGGGAGCCGGUGCUGAAACAUUACGAUGCAGCGCAGCUCCGAAAGAUCAUGCAGCAUGUAAUCGGCUCUAUCGCUCCAAAAUGGGUGGUUUCCACCAUUGAACUUCUGGCACACCAGCUCAGCUGGAUAUUACCACAACCCUAUGAAAGAGAAAUUCAAGGACUAUGUAAAGCACUAGAUGUAAGCCUUGGAGAAGGACUUCUUAUCAAUCUUGCUUAUGAACUUUCUAGCUUUUGCACCAGUAUUGUAGUCCAAGACACAAAAGGAAACAUUUACCACGGUAGAAAUCUGGAUUUUGCAUUCAGUGAUGCUUUAAGAUCGCUCACAGUUGACCUACAAUUUGUCAAGAAUGGUCAGAUUGUCUACACAGGAACAACAUUCAUUGGCUUUGUAGGUUUAUGGACUGGGCAAAGACCAAAUAAAUUUACUAUCUCUGGAAAUGCAAGAGUUAACAGUAAUUGGUGGAGAACUGUCAUUGCUGCUCUUUUCAAAAGAAGCCCUCCUCCUAGCUGGCUGAUUAGAGAUACGCUCCUAGAAGCUGGGGAUUUCCAAGCAGCUUUGAAGAAGUUGGCCUAUUCCCCAAUCACUGCUGAUGUAUACUACAUUUUAGGUGGAGUUCGACCAUCUGAAGGUGUGAUAAUAACAAGAAAUCUUAGUGGGCCUGUUGAUAUCUGGCCUUUGAUUCCGAUGAAUGGACAGUGGUACAGAGUGGAAACAAAUUAUGAUCAUUGGAAAAAUCCUCCACCAUUCGAUGACCGAAGAACACCAGCUGUGCAUGCUCUCAAUACUACAGGUCAAAAUAACAUCAAUUUACAUGCAUUGUUAAAGAUUCUUACUGUUAAACCAGUAUUGAAUAAAUCCACUGUCUAUACAACAUUAAUGUGUGCGGCUCAGCCGUAUUACUACAGGACAUUAGUUCGGACUUAAAACAGAAUACAUUGGAAAUUGGCCAACGAUUGACACUUGAAACAUGUGCACUGUUGAAUUAGAAGAUGAAGCAAUUGAGGAUUGUUGGGUGUUUCUUGUCAGUCUUCCUACUUAUUACCAUGGCCCUUUCCAAACCUCAUGCAUAGAUCGUGGCUGUAUUUUCUCUGCACAUUUUCCAAAGCUUUCAGUUUGGAAACUUUACAGAUCAACUUGUAGAUUUCAAAUUAAAUUCCUGGUAUGAUCUGAAAGAUUUCUAUUUUUGAUUUUGAUUUGAGUAAAAUGUUGAAAAGCAUCCUGAUCAGUUUUGUUUUAAUUCACAACUAACAGAACAGAUUGGAAAUUGAAUUCUGAAGCCAUCUGAUGGUAAUUAAUACAGCAUCAAUAAUCAGCUGGAAAAGAUAGGAUUUGUGUAAAUAAUGUUUAAUAAAUCUGAAUGUCGAGAGAAUGUUGUGUUUCUGUGUCACCCCCAUAAAGUGUGCAAAGUUACAGAAGUGACAACUUUCAUGCCUUAUAUCUAUAGUUGUUUAUAAAACACAUUAAGGUUUUAGUCACAUCAUAGCAACUAAAAUCUAAGUUACAUUUUUAAAGAAAAUAGAUAUUAUCUAAAAUGAUUGACAGAAGAACAAUUGUUCUAAAACUAUUUCCAAAGUUUAUGGUGAAGUGAUUAGGCAGCAAAGCAUUACAACCUCGAGAUGGCAUCAAAGUUGUGCUUUUUAAACUUUUUUCCCCAUACUGCCUCCUCAUGGCCUCAAGCUGCGUUGAUGUUCUGGUGAUGAAAUUCCUUUUGAGUUGUGGCACAGCUUGCAGAAUCUUGAGCUUUUUUGUCUGCUGGAUAUCGAUCAUACAAAUCUUGCAAUAAAAUUAUAAAAUGCCCUGUUCUGUAUUUAAAUACAUCCACAUUAUUAUAAAAGCAAUACACUGAGGGAUUAUCAUCAAUUGUUCAGUCAGGUGAAGUAACUUUUAUUUCAAAGACAGCUGUCCCUGCCGUACAUAGAACCUUUUAGCAUUUUGUUUUCAAUAAAGCCAUUGUAUUAGCUUGUUUAGACUUAAUUCUGUCCUCAUUAUUGAAUGCCAUUCUUUUAUUUGCAAAAUUAUAAGCUUUUUGAGUAUUUUCAUUAUGUUAUACUUUUUCCACAAUUAGAACAAAAUAGAAUAUUUUGAGAUGUUAUAAAAAUUGAAGUUCAACUGGAAGAAUUAAUACUUCCACCUCCAGUUCAAUUUUUAAAUAAACUAUUGACUGUAUGCACAUAUAAUUAGAAAGGUUAAAGAGCUACAACUGCAAAGUUGUAUUGAAAAGCAAACUUUCCAUACGUAUUGCAUUGGUGGUUCAAUGGUAGAAUUCCUGCAUGAUACUUGGAACAACUGAUUUUGAUGACCUGAAUUUUUUGCUUCAAAAUCAUUGCUUUGAAAAUACUUACUUUUUGAAUGAUUAUUACCACAAUUGAUAUCUACUGUUGUGACAUCAUCUCUCAACCUGAAUCAGCUCCUCUGCUGCUCAAACCAAGCUUUCUUUUACUGUGAAACUUGACUAUUGAAACAAGCUAUCAAACUAGCUUCCCAUCACCAACCCUCCUCUUUCAGCAUUCAAAGCGCUCUGUCUCUCUUCAGCACCCUGGUUCUCUAAUCAAGCACCAUCGCACCUAUUCCAAUUGCCUGGCACCAUCCCUUGCAAGUGCAGGAGAUGCAACACCUGCUCUUUAACCUCCUAUCAUCUCAACAGUCAAGACCUCUACUAUUCUUUCCAGAUGAAAUAGUGAUUUACUUGUAUUUCCUUCAAUUUAGUAUGGACUAUUUACUGUCCACAAAGCAGGUCCCUGAUGUUCAUAUCUCUAUCAGGGUUGUAAUGGUAUUCUGGAGGCAAGUGUUUCUAGAAGUGGCCGAGCAGAGGCUGAUAGCUAAGUUUGGUACCCAUAGGGAGGGCCUCAACUGGGACCUUGGGUUCAUGUCACAUUACAGGUGACCACCGUUACACUAUGCACACACACAGACACUCCUACGCGCGCGCAUGCGCGCGCACACACACACAUACACACACACAUAUAUACACACUCCUACAGACAUACACAUUCCCACACGCACCCUCCCGCAGACUUACUUUACAGUCACAUACACAUAUACACUCUCUCUCACAGACACUCACAUACCACCUUCCCAGACACACACACACACAAACCCACAUGCACACAUACACAUAUACGUUUGUGGAGUGAAUUUGUACUCGCAGAGUUACAUUGCACUUUGCUCAAAAACUGUGUGAAUCCAUGUUAGACUCUGUUAACUCACUUUUUAGAUUAGAAUCAGUCUAAACAUUAUGACACAGACAAGGAACACAGGGGGCUAACACCUUCAACAUCUCAACAUCUUAUCUGCGCUGACACAAAUUCUUAGUUAACCUGAGAAUGUAACUUUUAAAAAAGGUUUUGUGAUUUACAUCUGAAAGAAGUGAAACUAUCAUGGUGAUUAUAACAGAUGAGAGACUCAACAAAAUCAAAGGAUUUUUCAAUGUAUAAUUUCAGUUACAUCACACUGUAAUCUUUUGCUAUAAAUUCUUGUCUUACAAUUGUGCACUCCACUACCACCUGAUGAAGGAGCGACGCUCCGAAAGCUAGUGCUUCCAAUUAAACCUGUUGAACUAUAA